GUUUCUUUAAAGCAAACCACGGUGCGGGAAGAGAGCCGAGGGAGAAUGGCAGAGAGGCAAGCGAUGGAUCAGCAGCAGCUACAGUCACCAUCGCAACAACAUCAGGCAGCAACGGAAGACAUGAUAGAGUGCGUUAUGGCUUUAGAGGCGGCUUUGCUUCCUUGCUUACCUGCUAGAGAGCUCCAAGCCAUUGACCGCUCUCCUCACCCUUCUCAUCAGAUUGAUGUUGAGAGGCAUGCCAGGGAUUUCAUGGAGGCCGCCAAGAAACUUCAACUCUAUUUUAUUGGUCUCCAACGUGAAGAUCAGCCCACUGCGGCAGAAACACUGAGAAAGGAGAUUGCUGUGAUGAAAGAAGAGUUAAAAAUAAAGGAUGAGAUUAUUAAGAAGCAAGAGCGACUGAUACAAGAGUGGAGAAAGGAGUUGACAGACCAAUUGCAAAAACACAAAACUGAAUUGGAAAGGGUGUAAUGGGGAAGUUAAGGCUAUAAUCUAACAAUUAUGAUGCCAGUAGCAUUCCUGUAGCUUAUAUAUUAGAUCAUAACUGUAAAAACAGUAGCGGGAAUUGAGGUACUGGUUUAUCUGUCAGCAUCGCACGCAAUGAUACAAAUGAGUAUAUAAAUUGGUCCUGCAUUUGCCUCUUUUCCCGA
Molecule: messenger RNA, 647 nt
Organism: Ricinus communis (castor bean)
Lineage: Eukaryota; Viridiplantae; Streptophyta; Magnoliopsida; Malpighiales; Euphorbiaceae
Product: mediator of RNA polymerase II transcription subunit 28
Exons: 3
Coding region: 46-468 (140 amino acids)
Biological process (GO): regulation of DNA-templated transcription
Cellular component (GO): mediator complex
Source: RefSeq, a predicted model, not a curated record